AUGACCUUGGCAAGGCAUCUCUUUCGUGUUUGCUUGCUCAAGGUAGUCUAUUGCGUUUUGCCUGCAGGAGUCACAGAGGAAGCUGGUGGGCCGAGUGAAGAGACCUUCAGAAAGGCUUUUGAAGAUGCAGAAGCGCAAUUUCUGGAAGUAGUCAGAGAAAACUGGAAGAUGAAGCCAAUCUUUGCAGCAGCAGGCUCGUGUGCUCUUGUUGGGUUAAUAAACGCAUCCACUCUUUACAUUGCUUCAGUGGGCGACUCUAGAGCAGUUGUCGGCUCAGUUGAUCCCGAUGGCGAUGGUACUUCUCUACGAGCAGAGGAGGUUUCAGAAGAGCACAGUGCUAGCUGUGAGAAGACCAGGCAGGAGGUCAAGGACAUGAUUCAAGGGGACGACAACAUUCUUGUUGAGAAAGGUGGUGUUUGGCGAGUGAAGGGGAUUAUUCAGCCAUCGGUACUCGUCAAGCCGUUGACUGAGAAGGAUCGAUUCGUUGUCUUCGCUUCGGAUGGGCUUUGGGAAAACGUCUCGAAUGAGGAGACGGUGGAACUCGUAUCAAAUUUUCCAAGACUGGGAAUAGCAAGGCGCCUGGUGAAGCUCGCCAUGAUUCGAGCGGCAAAGAAGCGGAAGCUGACCUACAGUGAUCUGAAAACGCUAGGACCGGGUCGGAGGCGACAGGUGCAUGAUGACAUCAGUGUCGUGGUUUUGUUUUUGGACAAUUCUGCGGGGAAGGGCAAGAAGAAGCCGAUUGCUGACAUCACGGUGCGAUCUUAUCAGCCACUCACACCCCGGCCAGAUGAUGGUUCAGUUCCAGCAGAGGAGGACAUUCCAGAUGAUUUUGCAUUUGGUGAAGACAGCAGCAGUGCCACUGAUGCGGAUGGGGCUGCGAGCACACCAGCAGCAGAGUGA
Molecule: messenger RNA, 900 nt
Organism: Closterium sp. NIES-65
Lineage: Eukaryota; Viridiplantae; Streptophyta; Zygnematophyceae; Desmidiales; Closteriaceae
Source: the annotation of a GenBank genome assembly